Phycodurus eques (leafy seadragon) is the source of this 2506-nucleotide messenger RNA. It is a transcript of the gene ddx28, whose product is annotated as DEAD (Asp-Glu-Ala-Asp) box polypeptide 28. Gene Ontology annotation, cellular component: mitochondrion. Gene Ontology annotation, biological process: mitochondrial large ribosomal subunit assembly. The transcript is spliced from 2 exons. The record is from RefSeq and is a predicted model, not a curated record. Gene Ontology annotation, molecular function: ATP binding; RNA helicase activity; nucleic acid binding. NCBI's taxonomy places the organism in Eukaryota, Metazoa, Chordata, Actinopteri, Syngnathiformes, Syngnathidae. Bases 199 to 1863 code for a protein of 554 amino acids.
UCGCCAAAUUGCACAUGGUCGUCUCUUUGGCUUUCAUAAAUUGCGUUUUAAAAGUACAUUACCUUUGCUUUUUGGAUUAACUUCCGAAGGUUCCUCGUUGGAUCAAUCGCAUUGAUUUAGUGCGCAGUUCCAUGCUUUAUUCACACUUUUUCGUUUCAAACAUUUAGCCGCUAGCAGGCUAGCAUUCACUUUACCAGAAUGUGGUCUCUGAAGGUCGCCUAUUCGGCGCUGGUUUUUCCAAGAGUUUACUGGACUAAAAUGAGCAGAUUAUCGCCCGACCGUGUUUAUUUUUCGGCCUGUCCAGCAUCUCCGGAAAAGAUCCCAGUCAUUCGCGUCCCUCGCUCCGUGCAGAAUCGCGUUGAGAACGUGAAGCAAACCCGAGGUAAGAACAACAUCAACACCAGCAAGGCUGGCAAGCUCCUCAUCCAGAGCAGGAACUCCAGUUUGAACCAGUCUGUAGGAUACACGCACGGCAAGUUUGAACAGCCUACACUCUGUUCCAAAGGAUGGAAGCACAAAAAGUCAUUCGGGGAUUAUUUCACAGUCAACAACAUCAAAUCGGUUGCGCCUUUCGUGUCUGGAAGCGAGAAGGAGGAUGAUAUUCAAAAGCCAUUGAAGACUUUCCAUAAACUGCACAUCUCCGGGGAGCUGGUGGAGACUUUGGAACGCUUAAACAUCACUCAUCCCACCACCGUGCAGCUGCAGACCAUCCCCAAGGUGAUGAGGGGUCAUAACAUCCUGUGUGCAGCCGAGACAGGAAGUGGGAAAACAUUGAGUUAUCUCCUGCCGAUUGUGCACAAGUUGCACCUCGAUGAGGAGAUGCAUGAAGAGGGGUCUCCUAAAAUCCGUGUUGUGGUUGUGGUGCCCUCCAGGGAGCUGGCUGAGCAGGUGGCGUCCGUGUCCAGGAGCCUGUGCGCCCCGCUGGGCAUAGUGACGAGGACAGUCGGAGGCGGGCGAGGAGUGGGGCACAUCAAGGGGGUCUUCAAGCAAGGUGUUCCUGACGUUUUAGUAGCCACGCCGGGUGCUCUGGUCAAAGCCCUGCGGAGACGCGUCUUGGACUUGAGCCAUCUUAGCUUCUUGGUGGUGGACGAAGCGGACACCAUGUUCGACCCGAGCUUCGCCGACAUGCUGGAGGACAUCUUGCAGCACACCGAAAUCUCCAGGGGUCCCGGGGAGACGCGAGGCCCCACCCGUAAGGCCCAGUUGCUGGUGGUGGGCGCCACCUUCCCCGGCGGGGUCGGCGACGUCCUCAGACAGGUGACGGACCUCGGCAGUAUGAUGGUCAUCAAGAGCAGGAUGCUACACUUCCUCAUGCCGCACGUGAAGCAGACUUUCCUCAAGGUGAGAGGGCAGGAUAAAGUCCUGGAGCUCAACCAUUACCUGAAACGACUCCAGCAGGAACAUGGAGGAUCAGGAGAGGACGCCGUCCUUGUGUUCUGCAACAAGUCCUCCACCGUCAACUGGCUGGGAUACUCGCUGGAGGAGAUGGGUGUGCCGCACGCUCGCCUCCAAGGGGAAAUGCCGGCCGUGGUUCGCACGGGCAUCUUCCAGUGCUUCCAGAAGGGCAAGACGAACGUUCUCCUGUGCACAGACGUCGCCUCGCGAGGCUUGGACACGUCCCGAGUGCGCCUGGUGGUCAACUACGACUUCCCAGAGUCGCACACAGACUAUAUCCACAGGGCCGGCCGGGUGGGGAGGGCCGGGGGGUGCGAAGGCGGCGAGGUGCUCAGCUUCGUCACGCAUCCGUGGGAGGUUGAACUUGUGCAGAAGAUAGAGACGGCGGCACGGAGGAGGACUAGUUUGCCUGGUAUGGAGUCUGAGAUACGAGAACCAAAACCUGUAAUAGUGGAGACAAAAGUGUAGAGGUGAUGGACAUUAUUGUAUCACAACCUGAACAAGAAUACAUUAACAUUGGAAUAAAUGGCUAGCUAUCUAUUUUCUGUAGCGCUUGUCCUCAUUAGGGUCACAUUUGCGUUGGAGCCUAUCCCAGCUGACUUGGGUGAGUGGACUGAGUUCACCCUGGACUGGUCACCAGCCAAUCGUAGGGCACAUAUACAGGUUGACAAACAGGCAUUCACACAUAUGGACCAUUUUGAUUUUUCAAUUAACAUAACAUGCAUGUUUUUGGAACGUGGAGGAAGCCGGAAUACCAUGAAAACACCUCAGAACUAUAAGGCCACAUGCUUCCUAUGGAAUAAAUGUUUAUAUACAAUGUGAUCAUUUCUGGGUUAAAUGUUUUAUUUUUUUACAAUAGUUUCUCUGAGGUUUCAUUUAUUUUUAGUUUUGCAUUGUUUCCCGAGAAGAUCUGUGAGGAUCAAAGAUCGCUCUUGAAUCUUGGCUCCACACAAGAUAAUCUUUUAGAGACAUCAUCUGAUAAUCAGGCCUUUGUUGACUUUGAUUGGAGGACUGAUCCUUAUUUUUGUAAUUUGAUUUAACUAGACACAUUUGGUGACAUGUCUCACGUUAAUUUCUUAUGGUUGUGGUAAACCCCUAAAAUAAAUGUUAC